Drosophila teissieri is the source of this 838-nucleotide messenger RNA. RefSeq lists its product as uncharacterized. The coding region runs from base 159 to 737 and encodes 192 amino acids. The transcript is spliced from 2 exons. The record is from RefSeq and is a predicted model, not a curated record. NCBI's taxonomy places the organism in Eukaryota, Metazoa, Arthropoda, Insecta, Diptera, Drosophilidae.
CCCAAGUAGACCUUGGAUUCCAAAUCCUGCUGUCACAGGCGAGUGGAGAACUUUCACAGCCAUUCAAUCAUUGCCCUUCACAUCUAAAGCACUCGUUUGGCUUACAAAAUACAUAGGUUAUACUCUAAUAUUUGUUUAAAUGCAGUUGUCUGGCUAGAAUGUUUGGCGCAAAGCAAAGGAACUUGGUAGCCAGAGGAGUGCGAUACUUUCGCCUGGGCUGGCAUCACAGCUCCAAAGGAUGUGACAAGACCUCGGCCACAGUGCUCACCAGCCACUUGCCCAAGGAUCAGCAAACGGAGCUGCUUCCCGAGGAGCCGCGAAAGCCGGAGGAACUCAUGCAGCACUUGGGGCCGCGUCGCAAUGAACAGGAGCAGCGCAGGAUACGCAAGGCGCAGUACGAGUCGCAUCUCAAGGAGCUGCUGCACCAGAGACCCGUGGACGCCGAGAUGGCCAUACAGUGUGUGCCUUUUGUCAAGAUGCCCGGCGGUUCGGAAAAUCCGCUUAAGCGGCGUUACGAUAGUGCCGAAGCACUCCUCGAGCAGGUGAGCGAUCCCAAGGAACUGGCCAAGGAGGUGAUCAAGUUGGCCACGGAGUUGCGCAUGGAGCGGCAGAAGAAUGAGAUUGUCAUGCAGAGUUUCUUGGAUCUAGAGGAAUUGUUGUUUCUGAAAAACUCGGCGCCAAGUUCGGAAAACUCCGCAACGCAAAAACCCAGCCAAAAUCCUAAUUGCAAGUCCUAAUUAAUAUAAUUCCUUUAAACCUUUUAGAAAAAUUGCAAUUAAAUUAAUUAAGCGUAUUUUCUAAGGUUAAAUAAAUCGGAUAAGAAGCAGGCAUCCACAAA